CGUAGCCUUACCCACAAAAUCAUUGGGUGGUGGUGAUGAAUCGUUCACCCCCCGAAGAACAACAAACGUAGUCCUCCAAGUGUUUGCAGAAAUUCUGAACAGAAAAUUAUUUUGCAGGUUCACAAGCUGAGACCAAGAUGGGUAGCAAUCCAGCCGGAAAAGAAGCCGAUAAUGUCAUUAGGAUUUGGCAAGUAAACAAAGACCGGUUGGCAUCGAUGCAACAAAAAAUCUCCGAUACGCCGCGACUUCUGAGCAAAUCGGCUGGCCGGAGCUCCUGCUGCAUCUUCAGAGUUCCCCAGAGCCUAAUUGACAUCAACGGCCGAUGCUAUCAGCCUCAUGUAGUCUCCAUAGGGCCGUACCACCACGGAGAGCCACACCUAAAAAUGAUUGAAGAGCACAAGUGGAGGUUCUUAGGCUCCUUAUUGAACCGAACAGCAAGUAAAGGCCUGGCCUUGGAGGACUACUUGAAGGCCAUACAGCCACUGGAAAUGAGAGCCAGAGAGUGUUACUCCGAAACUAUUCAAUUUGAUACCGAUGAAUUUAUUGAGAUUAUGGUACUUGAUGGUUGUUUUAUCCUUGAAUUGUUUCGGAAGAUUGGUGGGUUGGUUCCAUUCGAACCAGAUGACCCACUUAUUUCUAUGUCGUGGGUGUACGCGUUUUUCUUGAGGGAUUUGAUUCGCCUUGAAAAUCAACUUCCAUUUUUUGUUCUCCAGUGCUUGUUCGAUCUAACGAUGAUGCCAGAGGAAGAUUCAGGUCCCUCGUUGGCCACUCUAGCAUUGCAAUUCUUCAACAAUGCGUUGCAGAGACCUGUUGAAGUAAUCGCCAAGUAUACUAAUCUAGAAGGCAAACACCUGCUUGACUUUGUUCGAGGGAGUUUUAUUCCACAGGAUGAUGAAGAGCCUAAAAAUGGUAGCAAAUCACGAACCCAUGUAAUUCAAUGUAUAACAAAGCUUCGUCGUGCUGGGAUCAAGCUCAAACCCAUGAAGGCCGAUAGCUUUUUGGUUAUAAAGUUCAGACACGGAGUGAUUCAGAUGCCAACCAUCACCAUUGAUGAUUUCAUGAGCCCGUUUUUGUUGAAUUGUGUGGCGUAUGAGCAAUGUCACAGUACAUGUUCCAAACACAUGACAACAUAUGCUAUAUUAUUAGAUUGCCUCGUAAACACAGCCAGGGAUGUGGAAUACCUAUGUGACUGGAACAUAAUCGAGAAUUAUUUUGGCACUAAUGCUGAGAUUGCCAAGCUCAUCAACAAUUUGGGAAAAGGUGUGUUCUUUGACAUUGAUCUGUGCUACCUGGCCCGGUCAUUCGACGAGGUGAAUCAGUACUACCGGAAUGGCUGGCAUGUUCAGUGGGCGAGCUUUCGGUACUCUUAUUUUGACACACCAUGGUCAUUCGUUGCAUCAAUGGCUGCGUUGAUUCUUUUAGUUCUUACAAUGGCGCUGACCUUCUUUACAAUUAUGUCAUAUUAUCGUCCUUCCUAGUAAAUCUCAACAACGGUGAUGGUAGUGUUCUGUUUUUAAGUCGUGCCCAAAUUUGUGUAAUCCAUCCUAUAGCCAAAUUGGGUAGGCUUAGUUUAGCAAACCAUGGUCAUUCAUAUUGGCAUUGCUGUUUUCCUUUAGUCUUACCAUGGGACAGAGACAGACCACCUCCUCAAAUGUCUAUUAUUUUCUUCCUCCUAGGAGGGUUGCAGCUCAUGAUGUGCAUUUUGUGUCUCUUCACACCAUAUAUACUAAUGGAUAGGUUUCACCAGGAUAAAGAUCUUGUCGGUUCACAUCUAUAUAUUUGUGAAUGUAAAUUUGAUGUAAUUCUCGUACCUACCAUGAACUAGAAAUGUUAUAGGUCGCUUAUCCAAAACAAAUUGAAAAUGGAUGGAAAGACUCAUCAAUCG
Messenger RNA from Ilex paraguariensis (yerba mate), 1885 nucleotides. The record is from the annotation of a GenBank genome assembly. Lineage: Eukaryota; Viridiplantae; Streptophyta; Magnoliopsida; Aquifoliales; Aquifoliaceae.